UGCAGUCCUUCAAGGCGCUCCACACAAGCCAUGGCUGACUAUAGCAUCGCCAUGGAGGACAUCAUGGACAUGUACAAUUAUAGUGAGCUGGACAACGAGGGGAACUACUCCGACUACCUCUGCGAAGAGGAGCCCGAGGCCGGGGCGCAUUUCUUCAAGUUCCUGGUGCCGACGGUCCACUUGCUGAUCUUCCUCCUGGGUGGCCUGGGCAACCUGCUGGUGAUGGUGACUCUGUGGCGCUACCGCCGGGCGCGCACCUCCACGGAGGUCUUCCUCUUCCACUUUGCGCUGGCCAACCUGCUGCUGGUGGCCAUGUUCCCCUUCGGGGCGGCCGAGAGCCUGGCCGGCUGGGUCUUUGGCACCGUCCUCUGUAAGGCUCUGAGCGCCACCACCCGGGUCAGCUUCUACAGCAGCAGCCUGUUGCUGGGAUGCAUCAGCGUGGAUCGCUACCUGGCCGUGGUGCAUGCGCUGCGCACCUUCCAGAGGCCGCGCUCCCUCUCCAUCCACCUGACCUGCCUGGCGGUCUGGCUGAUGUCCGUCUUGCUGGCCAUGCCGGACUUGCUCUUCACAGAAGUCUGGCCCGAGAACGGCAACCUCAGCAUCUGCUACUUCAAGAAGUACGGUGCGCAAGGUGUGCGCUCCUGGCUGGCCACCCGCUUCCUCUACCACGUGGUGGGCUUCUUCCUCCCCGCGGCCGUCAUGUGCUUCUGCUACUCGGCCAUCGUCAGGAUGCUCUGCCGCUCCCAGCGCCUGCAGCGGCAGAAGGCCGUCAAAGUGGCCAUCCUGGUCACCUGCGUCUUCCUGCUCUGCUGGGCCCCCUUCCACAUUGUCACCUUCUGCGACACGCUGACCAGGCUGGCCCCUGACUCCUGCACACAUGGGUACGGCCUGGCCGUGGCCAUUGCGCUGACCGAGCUAUUGGGCUACAGCCACUGUGGACUCAACCCGUUCCUCUACGCCUUUGUGGGCGCCCGCUUCCGCCAUGACGCCUGCCGGGUCCUGCACGACUUGGGCUGCCUGAGCCAAGGCGCCUUGCAGAACGUUCUGGGUUCGCGAGGAAUAGAGAGCACCACGGAGACCACCGGAUCCAACAGCCGCCAUGGGGCCUCACCUUGCGCCAUGAAUCCUUUGACCCCAUCGUCUUUGGGCUCGUCUUCCCCCCCAGUGGCCACUGGGCAAUGGCUCCGUGCGGACACCCAAGACCCAGACCAGCCAAUGCUUCCAGACCAAAGCUUGGCCUAGGAACGAGACUCACCUGUCGCCUUCCUGGAACGAAGGUGUCCAGUUUCUUUGGGGGACAGACAAUAUCCUUGCUCCAUUGGCCUGGAAAUCCAUCCUCAGAGGUGGCUUAGGAAGCUGCCUUUGCUUAUGGCCACCAGGGUCUUGCUUUCUAGGUCACCUGCAGAAUUGGCAAAUGCAAUACAAAGGGAACUUGACCUGCUCCGCUUUCCCAUGGGUCUUUUCCUGAGCAACCAAUCCCAAGUUCUAGAACAGGUAUGGACAAACUUGGGCUCUCCAGGUUUUUUGGACUCCAACUCCAACCAUUUCUAACAGUCUCAGGCCCUGUUCUUUUCCCCCUUGGCAGCCUCGGUCCCUUUCCUUUCCCGCCUCAGCAGCCUCGGUCUCUUUCCUUUUCCCCCUCGGCAGCCUCAG
Molecule: messenger RNA, 1653 nt
Organism: Anolis sagrei ordinatus
Lineage: Eukaryota; Metazoa; Chordata; Lepidosauria; Squamata; Anolidae
Gene: CXCR5
Product: C-X-C motif chemokine receptor 5
Biological process (GO): G protein-coupled receptor signaling pathway; lymph node development; B cell activation
Cellular component (GO): external side of plasma membrane; membrane
Molecular function (GO): C-X-C chemokine receptor activity; C-C chemokine binding; C-C chemokine receptor activity
Source: RefSeq, a predicted model, not a curated record